AUGGAUGUCCUAUAUCUAGCUUCCUAUAUAGCUCCUAUCGCCUCCCAUCUUGUUCAUGCCGCCACAUCGAAGAACCCGGGCAUCUAUCGCCUGCGAGCGUUGCAAGCGCCUGCAAUGGAGAGCUCCCCACUAGAAAGGCAAGUCACUGAAUUACAAAAUCGCCUCCAGUCCCAGCAGAGAAAUGAGGUCUGCACCCAUGAAAUCGCCCCGCAUUCUAUCUCGCCGGUCGACUGCCAUGGUGAGCUAUCCACGGAUGUUGUGCUUUUGAGUAUGAAUGCCGCUGCAGAGCCGUCAUUUGUCGGUGCAACAUCGGGCUUCUCCCUUUCUCGACUGGUCGAGGGAAUCUUAUCGCAGUCUAUGACAAUGCCAGCGCAUUCUGUGGCCACAGACCAAGAGGAUGUUUUGGUUGAUACGUUUUUCCAACGAGUGCAUCCUCGAUAUCCACUUCUUGACGAGGUUUUGCUUCAAAAUUUAUUCCAGGAGAGGGCCAGUGACGAAGACCACGAUGGCCCUGAUCUCUUCUUACUAUAUAUGGUUUACGCUAUUGCUGCGAGGACCAUUCAGCUGCACCCUGAGAUGCGUCGCUGUACAAGCCCGGAGACAUAUUUUACACGUGCUCUUCGCCAUAUCGAUUCUGCUCUAGCGAGCCAGAGCCUACAACGGGUGCAAGCCCUCCUAUUAAUUGCCAUAUACCUUCUCCGAACUCCAAGUAAUGUGUCAAACCUUGGAAGCUGGCACAUUAUUGGUCUCGCUAUCCGACAUGCGGUCGAGAUGGGUCUUCAUCGCAAUCUUCGUGAUUCUCGGGCGAGACAAUUAAAUUCAGUUGACCUGAAUCUGCGAAAUCGUGUCUUCUGGAGUGCAUAUAUUUUGGAUCGAGCGGUCUCAUUGACCCUUGGCAGACCAUUUGCCCUAGCAGAACAUGAGAUCGACGUUCCGGUACAUGACUCGAGAAAAUACCAAUCCUUCACCCACAUGUGCCAUUUGCGACGGCUAGAAAGCCGCAUCCACCGUGAAAUAUUUGGUGCCGACGUGCACGAAGCGUCGGAUGAAAAGAUUGACUGUUUCCGAUAUGAGCUGGAUGCUUGGCGACUUGCUGUCCCGGUCCCAAUCGAUGCCUCCUUUAAUCUCCCUGGCUACUCGAUGUACGAUACAAGGGAGUUCUUCGAUAUCCAAUAUAGCAAGGCACUCCGUAUGCUCCUUCAACGACGUAUUACCACGACAAAGAAAGAACCAGAAGGAGACGUGUCGAAGACAGCAGAGUAUCUUACACUGAGUGCUCGGGCAGCUGGUGACAUUUGUCAACAUUACAAAGUGCUCCAUCAACGAAGCCCUUUAGGCUGGAAUCUCCUAGCGCUACAUUCUAUCUUCACUGCCGGUCUUACUCUCUUAUACUCCACCUGGACUGGGAAGGAGAGGCCCGAUCUCGUCGCGUUGGAAGACAUACGAGCAUGUUCGAGUGUUCUAUUUGCUAUAUCAGAGCAAUGGCCGUCAACAAAACGGUUCAGGGAUAUCUUUGAAACCCUUACGCGGGAGAUGAUGGAUAUUUUGAAACGCAGCCAAACUCAAAAUUGGAACGGAUUGUUUCCGGUCGAUGCGGAACCGUUUGGGGGUGAGGGCUUUUGGUCGAUUUUUGAUGACUUGGUUGAAGACGAUUACAUUCGCGAUCAGUUCAGGCUUGAGGAAAUAAUGGAAAAUAUUGAAAAGUCUUCUAAAAAGACCACUGAGAAGACCACUGAGAAGACCACUGAGAAGACUACCGAGAAGACCACUGAGAAGACCUCUGGAAAAACCACUGGAAAGACUACUGGAACGACCACUGAAAAGAAAUCACAUGGCCGUUUAUGCGGCUAA
Penicillium griseofulvum is the source of this 1851-nucleotide messenger RNA. Its product is annotated as fungal specific transcription factor domain-containing protein. Lineage: Eukaryota; Fungi; Ascomycota; Eurotiomycetes; Eurotiales; Aspergillaceae. The coding region runs from base 1 to 1851 and encodes 616 amino acids. Gene Ontology annotation, biological process: DNA-templated transcription; positive regulation of transcription by RNA polymerase II. The transcript is spliced from 8 exons. The record is from RefSeq and is a predicted model, not a curated record. Gene Ontology annotation, molecular function: zinc ion binding; DNA-binding transcription factor activity, RNA polymerase II-specific; sequence-specific DNA binding.